CGCUUUUUUCGAUGAAUCACACAUUACAGAAUCAGAGCCCUUGAUUUGGUACCUGCAAAUGCCGUUUGAUUCCAAUUCACAAGAACGAUAGAGAGGAAGAACACCAAAACAUAGACAACGACGGAGAAGAAGAGAGAACCAGCAAUUUCUAGCGAGAGAGCAAGCGAGCGAGCGAGAGAGAGAAAGGGAGAGGAUUCCAUUUGUCAUGAUCUCAUGUACAGGGACCUAUCGUCGCCGGUAUGAUCCACAACAGCAGCAGCACCAACAGCAACGGGAUGAUGUCUUCAUCAUCGGCGAACGCGCAAUCUCCAGGUCUUAAGACCUAUUUCAAGACUCCUGAAGGUCGUCACAAGCUCCAAUACGAGAAGACUCACCCUCCCGGUCUACUUCACUACGCCCAUGGAAAAUCCGCUACUCAGGCAACAGUUGCUCAUCUAAAGGACAAACCCUCACAAGUAUCACCUUCCCCAACUUCGAGCUUCAGCGCCGGCAGCGGAGUCAGAUCAGCGGCUGCAAGGUUAUUGGGUAGUGGGAACGGCAGCCGUGCACUUAGCUUUGUAGGAGGGAAUGGUUCGAGUAAAUCCCUCUCAGGGGCUGGUAGGAAUGGUUCAUUGGGGACUUCCAGUUCGAGUUAUAGCACUCCAGCUACUUCGAAUUAUGAUGGCAAAGGGACUUACUUGAUAUUCAAUGUGGGCGAUACCCUUUUUAUUAGCGACUUCAAUUCUCAAGAUAAGGAUCCUAUUAAAUCUAUCCAUUUCAGCAAUUCAAAUCCGGUGUGCCACGCAUUUGAUCCCGAAGCUAAGGAUGGGCAUGACUUGCUUAUUGGAUUGAAUUCUGGAGAUGUCUAUUCGGUGUCACUGAGGCAACAAUUGCAAGAUGUUGGAAAGAAGGUUGUUGGGCCUCAACAUUACAACAAAGACGGUUCCAUUAAUAGCAGUCGAUGUACUAGUAUUGCAUGGGUACCCGAAGGUGAUGGUGCUUUUGUUGUUGCUCAUGCUGAUGGAAACUUGUACGUUUAUGAAAAGAGCAAGGAUGGUGCUGGAGAUUCAUCAUUCCCUGUUAUCAAGGAUCAAACUCAAUUUUCUGUUGCCCAUGCGCGGUCCAGUAAGAGCAACCCAGUGGCCAGAUGGCAUAUUUACCAGGGUACAAUCAAUAGCAUUGCUUUCUCGAGAGAUGGAACAUAUUUGGCAACAGUUGGAAGGGAUGGUUACUUACGGGUAUUUGACUAUUCAAAAGAACAGCUAAUAUGUGGUGGGAAAAGCUACUACGGCUCUCUACUGUGCUGUGCUUGGAGCAUGGAUGGAAAGUACAUUCUGACUGGAGGUGAAGAUGAUCUAGUACAAGUUUGGAGCAUGGAAGACCGGAAAGUCGUGGCAUGGGGUGAGGGGCACAGCUCAUGGGUUAGUGGAGUCGCUUUUGACUCAUAUUGGUCAUCACCUACUUCAGAUGGCACAGGGGAAAAUGUCGUGUAUCGUUUUGGUUCUGUUGGUCAGGACACGCAAUUGCUUUUGUGGGACCUUGCAAUGGAUGAGAUUGUGGUGCCUUUGCGUCGAGUACCGCCUGGUGGUUCCCCCACAUUUAGUACUGGAAGCCAGUCAUCCCAUUGGGACAGCAUUUGCCCAGUGGGUACUCUCCAACCUGCUCCAAGCAUCCGAAAUGUGCCCAAGAUCUCCCCUGUGGUGACUCAUCGUGUGCAUGUGGAACCCCUCUCUGGCUUGAUAUUUACCCAAGAGUCUGUUGUCACUGUCUGCCGGGAAGGAAAUGUUAAAAUCUGGAUGAGACCUGGUUAUGCUGAAAACCAAUCAAGCAAUUCAGAGAAUUUGCCAACUUCCAGUUCAAAAGAGAAGUCACCAUUGUCAGGCAAAGUUGUCAGUGCCAGUUACAAGUAAUAACAAAGCAGUAUACACCAUUGUCAUACUAAGUUGAGGGUUUUUUUGCAGGAUUGCAUCGCCAUUUGCUAAUAUGACUAUUUAGUGCAUUUCCAUCCAAUGGGUGCUCUCAGAUUGAGCACUUUGUAAACUUAUAAGGUCAUUGGGUCCAUUACCCAAUGCGCUUACAAUGAGAUUUAACAGCCGCGUUUCCAUUGUAUAUUAGUAGGGAUAGAAUGCCAGUGAUGGCUGAGAGAAAAAGAAAGGGUGGGGAGAGGGGUGUUGUAAGCAAAAGGGCACAAGUUAUACAAAACAACCAACUAUAUAUUGCUAACGACUGAAAGAAAUAAUGGAUGUUCAUCUUGUUCGAUUUCUUCUG
Molecule: messenger RNA, 2247 nt
Organism: Telopea speciosissima
Lineage: Eukaryota; Viridiplantae; Streptophyta; Magnoliopsida; Proteales; Proteaceae
Product: WD repeat-containing protein 20 homolog
Exons: 11
Coding region: 240-1889 (549 amino acids)
Molecular function (GO): protein binding
Source: RefSeq, a predicted model, not a curated record